AUGAAGGAGGUAAGGAGUAUUGCUCAUGAGCAGGUGGUCAAACUGCUUCACAACAAAUUUGUGGUGGUCGUGGGCGACUCCAUCCAGCGUGGCGUCUACAAAGACCUGGUCACCCUGCUCCAAACAGACAAGUACCUCACUGACAGCCAGCUCCGCAGCAAGGGAGAGCUGAGCUUUGAGCAGGAUGCCCUGGUGGAGGGGGGCUCUCUGGGAGCUCUACACAAUGGGGUGGAGUAUAAAGAGGUUCGUCAGUACAAGUCUGAGCACCACCUGCUGCGCUUCUACUUCAUCACCAGAGUCUUCUCCUCAUACAUGAGGAGCAUCCUCAGUGACUUCAUCAGAGGACCUAAGCCUGACAUCCUCAUCAUCAACUCCUGUGUGUGGGACAUCUCCAGGUAUAACGGUGAGUGGACGAGGGACUACAAAGAGGACCUGCACCAGUUGUUUGAGGAGCUGAAGGCUCUGCUGCCGAUGGAGACCCUGGUGAUCUGGAACAUGACCAUGCCUUUAGCACAGAAGAUCAGAGGAGGCUUUCUGGUGGCAGAGAUAGAAGACCGAAUGCCGCACCUGCGCUCUGAUGUCAUCGAGGCCAACUUCUACAGUGGAACUCUGGCCGACGCCUACGGUCUGGACGUCCUGGAUCUACACUACAACUUUCGCUUCCAUCUACAGCACCGGGUCAAAGAUGGCGUCCACUGGAACGCCAUCGCCCACCGUAUGAUCAGCGGCUUUCUCCUGAGACAUGUGGCCCAUGCCUGGGGGGUCACUGUGCCCCCCCCUCCCCCUGCUGAGAAGAUCGAGCCUCCUCCACCACAGACCAGGAGCAGAACCACAGGAGUCCCUCUUCUUCAGACUCCUCAAUGGCACUGGCCUCCACCAAACUACUUCAACUGUGCCCCCUCGCAGACCCCCUACUUCCUGAACCCUCCGCUCUACACUCAGUCCGUGUUUUCUCUGAGGCCUCUUCAGACGCUGCAGCCCAGAGCCUCAGACUUCUACAGCGACACACCUCCUGCACACCAGGAGCAGGAGGUGCAGAGGAGCAGGAGGAGCACAGACGGGUACUACUGCACACAGAGGAGCAGGAGCACAGACAGGUACUACUGCAGACAGGAGGAGGAGCACAGACAGGUACUACUGCACACAGAGGAGCACAGACAGGUACUACUGCACACAGAGGAGCAGGAGGAACACAGACAGGUACUACUGCACACAGAGGAGCACAGGUACUACUGCACACAGGAGCACAGACGGGUACUACUGCACACAGGAGCACAGACGGGUACUACUGCACACAGGAGCACAGACGGGUACUACUGCACACAGGAGCACAGACGGGUACUACUGCACACAGGAGCACAGACGGGUACUACUGCACACAGGAGCACAGACGGGUACUACUGCACACAGGAGCACAGACGGGUACUACUGCACACAGGAGCACAGACGGGUACUACUGCACACAGGAGCACAGACGGGUACUACUGCACACAGGAGCACAGACGGGUACUACUGCACACAGGAGCACAGACGGGUACUACUGCACACAGGAGCACAGAAGGGUACUACUGCACACAGGAGCACAGAAGGGUACUACUGCACACAGGAGCACAGAAGGGUACUACUGCACACAGGAGCACAGACAGGUACUACUGCACACAGGAGCACAGACAGGUACUACUGCACACAGAGGAGCAAGAGCAGGAGGAGCACAGACAGGUACUACUGCACACAGAGGAGCAAGAGCAGGAGGAGCACAGACAGGUACUACUGCACACAGAGGAGCAAGAGCAGGAGGAGCACAGACAGGUACUACUGCACACAGAGGAGCAAGAGCAGGAGGAGCACAGACAGGUACUACUGCACACAGAGGAGCAAGAGCAGGAGGAGCACAGACAGGUACUACUGCACACAGAGGAGCAAGAGCAGGAGAAGCACAGACAGGAGGAGGUGGCAGAGACCAGGACUACAGCCGCCCACGUCACCACGGCGACCGGGCCUGACGGCCUCGUCACCACGGCGACCGGGCCCGACGGCCUCGUCACCACGGCGACCGGGCCCGACGGCCUCGUCACCACGGCGACCGGGCCCGACGGCCUCGUCACCACGACGACCGGGCCCGACGGCCUCGUCACCACGGCGACCGGGCCCGACGGCCUCGUCACCACGGCAACCGGGCCCAACGGCCUCGUCACCACGGCGACCGGGCCCUACGGCCUCGUCACCACGGCGACCAGGCCUGAUAUGCUUUUAUCCUUUUAA
Messenger RNA from Knipowitschia caucasica, 2262 nucleotides. Lineage: Eukaryota; Metazoa; Chordata; Actinopteri; Gobiiformes; Gobiidae. The record is from the annotation of a GenBank genome assembly.